AUUCUGUCAUGACGUCAUCGCUAUCAAGAUGGCAGAAGGACUGAAGAGGACUCUCGGUAAACCUGGUUUUGACCCUGAAGACUAUGCCCGUGAGAUAGCCCAGAAGAGUGACGGGGACAGGGACUUGUUAGAACACAGACAGAGAGUACAGAACCUGCAGGAUGACACCUCCCUCGCACUCAAGAAAAAUGUCUACCAGAACUACAUGCAGUUCAUCGAGACAGCCAAGGAAAUAUCAUAUGUUGAGAGUGAGAUGUACCAGCUGUCCCACAUCUUGACUGACCAGAAGACCAUCAUGAACAGUAUGAUGCAGAUGUCAAUCACUGACAAAGAAGAGGCCCCCAAAGAAAAGGAAACACCCAAAGAGAAGGAAGACAAGAAGAAAAACCUGAGCACACUUCUGGAGAAAGUUGAAGGAUGUUCACAUGUGACAGAAGUACCAGGCCGUUACCUGGUACACAGUGGAGGUCUGGUGGAGCUGGACCCAGACUCUCACACACAGAUCCAGCGUGUUCACACCUUCCUCAUGAACGACAGUCUCAUGGUGGCCAGCUGGAUAGCCAGCAGACGAGGUCCAGUCCAUUACAAGUUCCAGGCCCUGUAUGAGUUAGACAGUUUGGCUGUGGUGAACAUCAGGGAUGCUGGGCCGAUGAAGAAUUCCUUUAAGGUGCUGAUGUUCCCAGACUGUAGAGUCUUCCAGGCUGAGAGCCCCAAAGCCAAGAGAGAAUGGCUGGACAGUUUGGACCAGGCCAAGAAGAGUAAAGCUGCGGCUGACAGCCAGAAGAAAGAAGCACAAGUCAAGGACGAUUCAGCAGGAGACAGCUUUGACAGAAGUAACCCAUUUGCUGAUAAUGAUGAAGAAGACCAAGACUUGCCUCUGCCCCCACACAUAAAGAGGUGGAUCGCUCAAAGUGCAGAGGAAAUGUUACGAGUAGACUGGAUACAAGAGUUACCUGAGGAUCUGGAUGUGUGUAUCGCACAGAGGGACUUCGAGGGAGCAGUUGAUCUUAUUGAUAAGUGUAAUGAAUACCUAGAAGAGGUCCCACAAUCACCAGCACUUAAAGAAUACAGAGCUCGUGUGGACCAGAGAAUCAAACACCUGACGGAGGUGCUGCAGCAUGAGCUGCAGGGGCUGCAGGGUGGACCCAAGGCUGCCAGACGGGCCGUACUGCAGCUCAUCAAGCUGGGCAAGUCUACUCAGGCGUGUGACUUGUUCCUGAGGAACCGGACCAUGGCAAUCAAGCGGUCCCUGCGCCAGCUGAAGAUGGAAGGUUCCACCACGCUGUACGUGAACAAGCUGUGUUAUGUGUUCUUCACCACCAUGCUGGAGGUCGGCAGGGAGUUCCAGAAGGAUUUCUCCUCCAACAACGGCUGCUGUUCAGCUUUUGUGGUGUGGGCUAAGCUGGAGCUGGAGACUUUUGUGGGAAUGUUUGCCCGUCAGGUCUUCUCCUCCAAAACCAGCCUGUCCAUGGUGGCAGAGUGUGUGGAGAUGGCUCAGCAGUACUGUGACAAGCUGUGUGAGAUCGGGCUGGACUUGACCUUUGCCCUCCACUCCCUGCUAGUGAAGGAUGUCCGUCGGGCAAUGCAUGAUGGGAGAGAUCAGAUAGUGGAGGCCAUCCGACAUAGAUCAAUGGAGGAGAAGUGGAGAGCGUAUAACCUGCAGACUCCCCAGGCCUGCAGGACGGUGGUGAAGGAGAUGGAGGACCUGGGACUCUCCAACUUCAAGUCUCUCAUGUACGACGACUGUUGGAUCAAACUCACCCCCAACAUGGUCAACUACACCAAACAGUUACUCCAGUUCCUGGACCAGUGUCUCAAGUUAUACCAACCUGAGUUACACAUGGUCCUGGUAGAAAACGUGAUGAUGAUUAUACGCUGUGUGGGGAAGCAGAUGGAGACAGCGCUCACAGCCAAGGAGUACACCAAGAAUCACCCCUUCAUUCUGAGGAACUCCAGCUUUGUCUUCGAGACUGUCGUGCAACGUAUAGAGAGAAGGUUCCAGGAACAUGUAGGAAAGCCAGCUAAGCAGUUCCAGGAGCUGAAGACUGACUAUGCCAAGCUGAGAUCACUGGCAAGAACACCAACUACUGAGCUGUAAAAAAUCUUUCCUUAUCCAUUCAUGUACCUACUCAACUACAGGGACACAUCUAGAGAUUAUGGCAUUGUCAGCCUACAUUGUAUAUAGUUUCAGUAAGCUCAGUCCUCUAUGAAAAUUUUUACAUAGCCAUGUUGCUUUAACCAUUGCUUCAAGGACUAUGUAAUCAUGGUCCUGUUUUCGGUUUGUCUCCAAAGUCUGCAAAAUUGCUACUAGCAAAUACAGUAUAUGCCUAGCCACCAAAUCUAUUGUAUUAUUUCAUAAAUGAUUCAGAAUGUUUAAGGUUAAAUUAAAGUAUACAUCGCAAAACUUUUUUGUUGAAAAUCUGGAAAAGACUGUAGAGGUGUAAUUUUAAUGUCUGUUAUUAUAGCCUCUCCAUAAUGUUAGUGCAAUAUAUAUGACCACGAUUCAGCUGAAAAAAAUGUUCAUCUAUACUAGUAUCUACAAACACACAUAUCAACACACACACACACACAUACCAUUGCACAGACACACACACUUAAACACACACACAUGUACACAUACACACACACAUGCUUUGAAAUGAUGAAUAAAGCACUCCACAGUGUUUGUAAAGAAAAUGUUUUAUUCCUGACAGCAGCAUACUGUGUGACAUCAUCGCAGUUCUGACAGUUUGGGCAUCUGAGACAACAGCCAUCAGAUCACCUUUGACCCCUAGUAAUACAUGUAAUGU
Molecule: messenger RNA, 2789 nt
Organism: Branchiostoma belcheri (Belcher's lancelet)
Lineage: Eukaryota; Metazoa; Chordata; Leptocardii; Amphioxiformes; Branchiostomatidae
Product: exocyst complex component 8-like
Exons: 19
Coding region: 29-2098 (689 amino acids)
Biological process (GO): Golgi to plasma membrane transport; intracellular protein localization; exocytosis
Cellular component (GO): exocyst
Source: RefSeq, a predicted model, not a curated record